Molecule: messenger RNA, 936 nt
Organism: Lobosporangium transversale
Lineage: Eukaryota; Fungi; Mortierellomycota; Mortierellomycetes; Mortierellales; Mortierellaceae
Product: histone methylation protein DOT1-domain-containing protein
Exons: 2
Coding region: 1-936 (311 amino acids)
Biological process (GO): DNA repair; regulation of transcription regulatory region DNA binding; DNA damage checkpoint signaling
Cellular component (GO): nucleus
Molecular function (GO): histone H3K79 methyltransferase activity
Source: RefSeq, a predicted model, not a curated record
AUGGAGCAUUUCUUUGACCAAGAGAAAUCCAGAGAACUUUUUGGCACAGCUUCAGAGGGGCUUUACCGUAACCUUACAAAAUUUAAGAACCGCAAGGACGGCGCUCAUUUCUUGAAGACUGUCGAAGAAUUCAAUCAUAUUAUGAAGAAUGAAAAGACUUCAGGGACUGUACAAAAAUACGUGAGACACUAUGGCCACAAGCUUCCAUAUGAGCUUGUGGUUCACAUUUUGCAGCAAGUUUAUUCACGCACAGUGGCUUCAAGGGCAUCGAAACUCAAUCAGUAUGAAGCCUUCUCCAACAACGUUUAUGGCGAAAUUUUGCCAAUUCUGACUAAAGAAUUCAUUCAACGGACGAAAUUGGACCAUACCAAGGUUUUUGUGGAUCUUGGAUGUGGAAUUGGUAAUGUUGUCUUACAAGUUGCGUUGCAGACAGGUGCAGAAUCGUACGGGGUUGAAAUCAUGGAUACACCGGCUAAGUUUUCCAAGAAGCAAGCUAAGGAAUUUGAAGCGCGUUCACGUGCUUACGGACUACACCAUGGUGCUGUUUCUAUGAUUCAUGGAGACUUUCUUGACACCCCUGGAUUACCAGCAAUCCUUGCACGCGCGGAUGUGGUUCUUGUCAAUAACUAUGCAUUCAACUCGGCUCUGAAUCAGUCGUUGUUACAAUUGUUCUUGGAUCUGAAGGAAGGAUGCAAGAUAAUUUCUCUAAAAACUUUUGUCUCACUAGAUCACAAGAUCAAUGUGCGCAACGCAGGCAGUGUUGAAUCGAUUUUAAGAGUGAAGAAGUAUCCUUACUAUACUAACGCGGUCUCAUGGACUCAUAAUGGAGGAGAGUACUUCAUAGCGACUGUAGACCGGUCGGCUGUGCAGGCAUUUUAUGCGAAUGGUGGUGUCACGCUUGAUGACCGCGGUCGGUCAAGUUCUCGUCGCCGCUAA